CCUUUUUUUUUUUGGCGUUUUACAACACACAACAAAACAAACUCAAACCCCCCCUUUCUUUCCUUUUUUUUCGUCUCUCUCCUUAAUCAUCAAUCCAGCUAAUUCCAUUCUCUUCUGCAGAUUCCACCUCCAUUAAAGCCUAUUUGGUGAAGAGGAAGCUCCUUAAUGGGUGAUGGACCUAGAACAAUAGAGAUCAUACCAAAUUAUUUUGAUACUUCAGCUUCUGCAGAAUCUCCACUACCCAGAAGUUCAGAUACUUCAGUAUCCGGUGAAGAUUCUCCUCGUACUUCCACAUCUGCCUCUACAUCUCAUCAAGAAAGAAAUUCCGCUUCUUCUAAUACAAGCACCAACCGGCCCAGGUUCGUUCAAAAUCGUUCAUCCACUCGAAAAACACUGAGAACUGCGUCAUUCAUGUUAAGGUUAUUUAGUUUGAAGGGGCUGCGUAAUAUCGCUGGUCUUAAUGGUGAAGAAAAGGUUGAGCUGAGUGCUGUAGCACUAGAAUCUCUUCGAUCAGAACUUGCUGAUUUAGAAGAACGAGAGGCUCAUUUAAAAGCACAGUUGGAACAUCUUGAUGAAAUCUUGCGAUGGGCUCGACUAACAGGAUACUUGUACAUGAGAACCCGAUGGGCAGCAUUACCAGGCGAACUGCCUCCCAUUGAUGAUUGUGAUGUUGAUGAUUGGGUUCCACGCUUUACCGUUCUACAAGGAUCUUGUAUCUUUUUCUACCUGUCUUCUACAGAUUUGAGUCCUCAGGAUUCAGCUGUUAUUUCUGAUAUUGUUGAAGUAGGCCCAUUGGCAUGUUUAGAUCGAGAAGAUGAAGAAACUUGGCACUGCUUUUAUAUUGUGACACGAUAUGGACUUAGGAUCGAAUGUGCUAGUGCUUCCGAAAUACAGGUUGAUUCUUGGUUGAGAGCAUUACGAACUGAAUGCAAGUUUGAAGCUGAUAAACCUGAUUCCAUUUGCAGAUCUGCUUCUAAACUUGCUCGUUCUGUUGUCUCUUCCUCCAAGAACACCACCCGUUUCCUCCCUGAAGGACGAGCAGUGGCUGCUACAGCUGCAGUUUCCUUGAGAGGGAAACUACCUUACUUGGCCUCUUUAGGAGGAGCAAAUGCAUCCAGCACAUGGCUGUCCACUGCGUUGGCCAUCCCUGCUGCAGUUUACAUGCUUCAGGACCAGGAAGCUUACGCUGCUGAGAUGGAGCGUACUUUCAUUGCUAUCAAACCUGACGGAGUUCAGAGAGGGCUGAUCUCAGAAAUCAUCUCUCGAUUUGAGCGUAAGGGCUUCAAGCUUGUUGCAAUCAAAAUAAUAGUACCAUCAAAGGACUUUGCCCAGAAGCAUUAUCAUGAUCUGAAGGAGAGACCCUUCUUCAACGGCUUAUGUGAUUUUCUAAGCUCUGGUCCUGUCGUUGCUAUGGUUUGGGAAGGCGAAGGAGUGAUCAGAUACGGAAGAAAACUCAUUGGAGCCACAGACCCACAAAAAUCAGAACCAGGAACCAUCAGAGGUGAUCUCGCAGUGGUUGUUGGAAGGAAUAUUAUCCAUGGAAGUGAUGGCCCUGAGACCGCUAAGGAUGAAAUCAAUUUAUGGUUCAAGCCCGAGGAAUUGGUCGACUACACAAACAACGCUGAGAAAUGGAUCUAUGGAAACAAUUGAAGACUUAUUACAUCUCGCGGCUUCAUUUAGAUCCCAUAAGUUGGGAAAGAAACAUUUUUACAACAAUAAAGUCAGUCUGAACUCUUGUUUUAGAUCAAUGAGUUCAUUAACAUUAUUUACUCAUUGGAAUAGAUUUCUUGAAAUCUAAUGUAUUUUGGCUCCUUAUUUUUUGUUGAGAAAGUGAGCCUAGAAAUAAGAAUACAUUCUCCUUGUAUUCAUGAUGAUAAAAUCUUUAAAAUCUCCCAAAUUUGUGUUUGGCAAGAA
Messenger RNA from Amaranthus tricolor (Joseph's coat), 1914 nucleotides. RefSeq lists its product as uncharacterized. Gene Ontology annotation, molecular function: nucleoside diphosphate kinase activity. Bases 166 to 1650 code for a protein of 494 amino acids. The record is from RefSeq and is a predicted model, not a curated record. Gene Ontology annotation, biological process: GTP biosynthetic process; UTP biosynthetic process; CTP biosynthetic process. Lineage: Eukaryota; Viridiplantae; Streptophyta; Magnoliopsida; Caryophyllales; Amaranthaceae. The transcript has 15 exons.